Molecule: messenger RNA, 2333 nt
Organism: Alosa sapidissima (American shad)
Lineage: Eukaryota; Metazoa; Chordata; Actinopteri; Clupeiformes; Clupeidae
Gene: znf503
Product: zinc finger protein 503
Exons: 2
Coding region: 331-2013 (560 amino acids)
Biological process (GO): negative regulation of DNA-templated transcription
Cellular component (GO): nucleus
Source: RefSeq, a predicted model, not a curated record
GACCCUCCAAUCACCUCGGGGUCCCAUUUGAUUGGAAGGCGGCAAAGGCUUUAAUCUCGGACUAAUUCAGAUGCUUUUGAAGUGAACAUUUCUACCAGUUCUUGGUUUGGAAGGACUAGCGCGCGGAUCUACGAAGAGAGACAGCGCACUAUGCCUGUGGUGCCAGACGCAGCUUCGGAUCGGCGAUAGGUUCGCACUGCACCUCUGUACUGCUGACUGACAUCGACCAUACGGAUUAUAAACUGCAAUGACAUGUUUUUAUUCUUUAUAUGGACAUUUAUUUGCAAAUCUGAUAAAUGACUAAUCAACUAAUCGGGAGAGAAUUGGGUCAUGAUCACAUCGCCCUCGGUCUCUACACCAAGAAAUACUGAUUCAAAUUUAGUCUGGGAAAACAGUAACUUACGGAAUUGCAACUCCGCGAACGCCAGUAAGCCUUUCAUUCACUCGGCUCCUCCAUCUGACCCUCUACGGCAAGCUAGUCGACUACCCAUCAAGGUUUUGAAAAUGCUUACGGCACGAUCGGGACACAUUUUGCACCCAGAGUAUCUGCAACCUUUGCCAUCCACACCGAUUAGUCCAAUAGAGCUUGAUGCCAAGAAAAGUCCGCUGGCAUUGUUGGCGCAGACAUGCUCUCAGAUCGGCAAACCGGACCCUCCACCUUCUUCCAAACUUUCAUCAGUAACAUCUAAUGGAUCUAGCGACAAAGACUCAAAGUCCGGUCCUCUAAAAAUGAGUGACAUUGGCGUGGACGACAAAUCUAGCUUCAAACCUUAUUCUAAACCAUCAGAUAAAAAGGACGCGUCCUCUGGGGUUUCAAGUGGCGAGAAGUCUGGUUUCCGUGUGCCUAGCGCCACCUGCCAGCCAUUUACUCCAAGGACUGGCAGCCCGAAUUCCAGCACUUCAGCAUCUCCGAUGCCAUCCGAGGGAAAAGUUGGUGAUAGAGAAGACAAGAAAGAAUCUGAUUGUAAUAAAAGUGGCUCGUCUGAUGUAUUGGGAUCAAAUGGUGUUAACUCUAGCAGGAUAAGUGUUAGCUGUUCUGGAAUAAACGAGGGCAACCACCAUCAGGACUCCAUGGCAGGAUCAAAAGUAUCAACAUCGGAGUCCUCAACAGUAACAUCUGUCUCCUCUGCAUCUGUUUUGGGGUCGGGACUAGUAGCCCCAGUUUCCCCUUACAAACCUGGUCAAACUGUUUUCCCCUUGCCACCUGCUGGUAUGGCCUACCCUGGAAGUUUAGCUGGGGCAUACGCUGGCUAUCCACAGCAUUUUCUGCCCCACGGUGGGAGUCUGGUUAACGCACAGCUCGCCAGCUCGCUUGGUUGCAGUAAAGCAGGAUCUAGUCCUUUGGCCGGAGCAUCUCCACCUUCUAUAAUGUCUGCCAGUCUCUGUAGAGACCCAUACUGCUUAAGUUACCAUUGUGCCAGCCACUUGGCCGGUGCAGCCAGUUCCGCCUGCACACAUGAAUCGGCAGCGGCGGCAGCUGCCUCUGCCUUGAAGUCCGGAUACCCACUGAUGUAUCCAACACACCCCUUACACAGUGUGCACUCUUCGCCGCCAUCUUUUGGUGGACACCCUUUGUAUCCUUAUGGUUUCAUGCUUCCCAACGACCCCCUUCCACAUAUCUGCAACUGGGUGUCGGCUAAUGGACCCUGUGACAAGCGUUUCUCGUCAUCCGAAGAACUGCUUAAUCACCUGAGGACACACACUGCUUUCACAGGAGCCGAUAAGUUGAUAUCUGGUUACCCUAGUUCAUCAUCAUUAGCCAGUGCUGCGGCAGCAGCCAUGGCAUGCCAUAUGCACAUGCCACCUUCAGGAGCCCCUGGGAGUCCCGGGACAUUGGCCCUAAGAAGCCCGCAUCACGCGUUAGGACUAAGCAGUCGCUACCAUCCAUAUUCAAAGAGCCCAUUGCCAACCGGCGCGCCAGUCCCAGUCCCUGCUGCCACAGGCCCCUACUACUCUCCUUAUGCACUGUACGGUCAAAGACUUACCACAGCUUCAGCGCUUGGAUAUCAGUAAAAAAGACUUUUGUCAAAUUUAUAGAUAUACAGAUAAAAAAAUAUUAAAGACUUUUAUAUCAACGCUCCACCGAAGGACUGGAUCCGAGGACACUGUAUUUAUUUAUGUCGGCUUAAAGCAGACAAUAAGACAAAAUUAAAAUAUUUGAGCAACUCAAAGUGCAUUACGUUAAACUGAGCUCUGUAGGUAAAGUGAAACAUGUAGAAAACUAAUAAAAUAGGAGCGUUUGGUUCAAUGUUGAUUUUGAAAUUGCUAUGAUUGUAUUGUACGUUCUUAUUUAAUGUCUCUUUGAGAGGAUAUAAUUUACAUGCAUGUUUGUU